This is a messenger RNA of Dictyostelium discoideum AX4, 732 nucleotides long. RefSeq names its product uridine kinase (gene udkB). The coding region runs from base 1 to 732 and encodes 243 amino acids. Lineage: Eukaryota; Evosea; Eumycetozoa; Dictyosteliales; Dictyosteliaceae. Gene Ontology annotation, molecular function: kinase activity; ATP binding; cytidine kinase activity. Gene Ontology annotation, biological process: CTP salvage; UMP salvage; CMP biosynthetic process. The record is from RefSeq and is a predicted model, not a curated record. The transcript has 2 exons.
AUGAAAUAUAUGGAAAACAACAAUACCAGUCAUAGUAAACAUCCAUUCAUCAUUGGUGUCACUGGUGGAACAGCAUCAGGUAAAACCACAGUAUGUGACGAAAUUAUGAAACGUUUAGAAAAUAAAAGAAUUGCCAUAAUUUGUUUAGAUUCUUUCUAUAGACCAUUAUCAAAAGAAGAUAGAGAAACUGUUGCAAGUUAUAACUUUGAUCAUCCAGAUGCUUUUGAUUGGUCAUUAGUUGAAAAUGCAUUAAGAGAUUUAAAAGAUGGUAAAGAUAUUGAAAUUCCAACAUAUUGUUUCAAGAGUCAUUCACGUUUAGAAGAAACAGUAGGAUUAGGUGAUGUUGAUGUUAUUUUAUUCGAAGGUAUUUUAUCAUUCUAUACACAAUCGUUGAGAGAGCAAAUGGAUAUUAAGAUCUUUGUCGACACAGAUUCUGAUACUCGUUUAUCUCGUCGUGUUAUGAGAGAUAUCGCUGAAAGAGGUCGUAGUCUCGAGGGUGUUUUAUAUCAAUACGAAAAAUUUGUUAAACCUGCUUUCGAUGACUAUAUCCUUCCAACCAAGAAACAUGCCGAUGUCAUUAUUCCAAGAGGUGCUGAUAAUGUAGUUGCCAUAGAUCUAAUCGUUCAACAUAUCAGUUCAAAAUUAUCUGAAAAAGAAUCUUUUAGAAAAUCUCAAGGUCAAUUAAAUGUAAAUGGUGGUAGUAAUACUGCUUCUUCUGUAAAUCAUGCUUAA